This is a messenger RNA of Laetiporus sulphureus 93-53, 1158 nucleotides long. RefSeq names its product mitochondrial carrier. NCBI's taxonomy places the organism in Eukaryota, Fungi, Basidiomycota, Agaricomycetes, Polyporales, Laetiporaceae. The transcript has 6 exons. The record is from RefSeq and is a predicted model, not a curated record. The coding region runs from base 60 to 1058 and encodes 332 amino acids. Gene Ontology annotation, molecular function: transmembrane transporter activity. Gene Ontology annotation, biological process: transport.
GCGCCUUUGCACUUGCACUUCCACGACUCCUCCUUCGUAACAAUUUCGUCGCCAUAAACAUGGGAUUUAUGGAUGCCAUAACCCUUAUUGGCCUCCUAGGGCUAUCAUUGGCAGCAUCUCUGCUCAUUACGGUCCCUUUGACUGGGGCAUUGGUACGGUUGCGAGCGAACUAUAAUCCUCGUGGAUUGCGUUUGGAUGCUGAAGGGAACAUUGAACCGCAUACUGGGCCUGUGGUGACGUCGUUCUUUGGCAUGCUUAGGCGCGUGAAGCGCAUUGAGGGGUGGGCCGGACUAUACAAAGGCCUCAUGCCAACGCUGUCAUUCAGUCUGGUGCUCACUAUUUUCGCCGUGGCGGUUCUUAAUGCAAAUACGCCAAGUACCCCCGGUCGAGCGGAUCCUCCUGCUGCCGGAUUAUUCGGAACCCUAGCGUUUGGGAUGCUUUCGAUGCUUAUGUCACUUCCUGCUGCCAUCAUCACAUACCGGUCUAUCACCACGCCAUACAAGCUUCCUUACUUCCGCCCUUUCUACUCACUCCGCAUCUUAUUAACUCCUACCGAGCGCAAGCGACCGUGGAUCCUGUAUAUGACUCCUGGGCUUCUUGCUGCGGAAUCUCUUCAUGUCGCCUAUACAGCGCUAUUGCUUUCCGGCGUUCGAGCACUCCUCUUACCACGAUCAGGAUCGACAGACUAUUCCCUCAGCCCCGUCAGGUUCGGACUUUACAUGACCAUCGAGAUUCUGAGCACAGCAAUCCUGUGCCCAUUGGAGGUCAUUACAACGAAGUUGGCUAUCCAACGUAACCAUGCGGCGCCGGAAUACAACUCCGUGGAACAGGAAGUCGAGGACGAUGCCUUAGAUGGUGCGGAGUAUACCGAGUAUUCAGGCGCAGAGGAAGACGUGAUUGGGCUACGUCAUGAGAAGGAUCCCUACCUGGGCCUCGUUGACUGCGCGAAGCGAAUCAUUGAUGAGGAGGGAUGGAGGACUCUAUACAGAGCGUGGUGGCUCACCAUGCUCAGCGGCAUUGCAAGUGGGCUGGCGUCCGUGGCGCCGAACAUGUCUUAAGGUGGCAUUCUAGGUGAUCGAAAUCCGGCUUCGCUUCUAUCUCGCGUAACUCGUGGAUGUCUCCGCAGGUGAUAGCAUUUUGAAGUACGUACCUAUGUAG